CCUCCUGGGUCUGAGCACCUGCCUUUCCCCACCUGGACCCCCUUCCUUUCAAGCUAUGAGCACCUUUCUCUGCACCCCCCAACUCCAUGGUCAGUGUCAAGGCCAUGCUCCAGGUUCCCGAGCCUGCCCUCCUGAGGCCAGAUACUGGGCCCACAGCUGGAGCUGGUGUCCUGAGCCCCAGAUCCAGAGCCCGGGUCCACUGGUCCAGUCCAGAGGCAGGGGUCUCGGCCAGAGCCCCCCAGUUCCCGUUAAGGCUCAUUUCCUCCUGGCAGCCCCACCCCUUCUGGUGACCUACAGCCCCGAGUGGCAGGGACUGAGCCACUCACUGGGGGGACAGGUCCGACAGCAUUCCGCCUCCGAGGAUAAAACCAGGGGUGACCUGCAGGGAACUCUGAACACUCCUGUGGCCGGCACGGCACAGCUCGCCAGGCCGUGGCCCCACCCCCACUGGACAUGCUUGUGUCCAGAACCCCCCCAGCCCUGGGUGGGGGCUGCCUCAGGAUUUUAACCUCCCUGCUGCUUCUGGCUUCUACCGACACCCUCAAUGCUGCCAAGACACCUGCGCUCCCACCCUGCGGGAAGCCGCAGCAGCUGAACCGGAUUGUGGGUGGUGAGGACAGCGCCGACGCCGAGUGGCCCUGGAUUGUGAGCAUCCAGAAGAACGGGACCCACCACUGUGCGGGCUCCCUCCUCACCAGGCGCUGGGUGGUCACCGCCGCCCACUGCUUCAUAGGCAAACCGGAGAACUUCCCAGGCCUGACUCUCUCUUCCCUGCUCCCAGUGCCCCUGCCCCACCCUCAGACCCUACAGAAGCUGAAGGUUCCCAUCAUCGACUCGGAAAUCUGCGGUCGCCUGUACUGGCGGGGAGCUGGGCAGGAAGCCAUUACCGAGGACAUGUUGUGCGCAGGCUACCUGGAGGGGCAGCGUGAUGCCUGUCUGGGCGACUCCGGAGGCCCCCUCAUGUGCCAGGUGGAGGGCGCCUGGCUGCUGGCCGGCAUCAUCAGCUGGGGCGAGGGCUGUGCGGAGCGCAACCGGCCCGGCGUCUACAUCAGCCUGGACGCCCACCGCUCCUGGGUGCAGAGGAUCGUGCAAGGGGUGCAGCUCCGCGGACACUCCUACGGGAGCGGGAGCGGGAGCGAGCCGUCGGGGUUAAGAAUCCUCCGGGGACGCCGGGCGGCCCGGGGCGGCCCCGCGGCCUGAUCACGUGGUUUCCUCCGCUGUAAAUAAGCCGUCUACCUCUCCUGGGCGCCAGGUCUCCGCCGGGAGACCCCGCCCUCGCCCCGCCCCCGGGCUCAGGCUCCACCCCUGGGGCCGGGAGCGCCUUUGUGUAUAUAUGUUAAUGAUUUUUACAGUUAUUUGUAAUCUCGCCCGCAUAUUUUAUUUAUUCCCCCAAUUUCAAUAAAUUAUUUAUUCCCCA
Myotis lucifugus (little brown bat) is the source of this 1417-nucleotide messenger RNA. It is a transcript of the gene PRSS22, whose product is annotated as serine protease 22. Lineage: Eukaryota; Metazoa; Chordata; Mammalia; Chiroptera; Vespertilionidae. Gene Ontology annotation, biological process: proteolysis. The transcript is spliced from 5 exons. Gene Ontology annotation, molecular function: serine-type endopeptidase activity. Bases 454 to 1200 code for a protein of 248 amino acids. The record is from RefSeq and is a predicted model, not a curated record.